AAAAUCUCACUUUUUUUAUAAUAUGGGUCCUUUAAACAGCGCCGUGUAAUACCCUCACUCCUCCUCUAGGUGGCAGUGGAGAGCACCUCCCCGCUGUGUUUGCCUCUGCAGAAGAAGAGCAGGUUUGUUUGUACACGGAAGCAGGAACAGAGGUCUUAAAUCCAAAACGUCCAACCUGUCGACCUGCGUUAGUCAACGCGGAUUGUGUCGUGAGCUCACCGGAGGACAGACUACAGAUUAUACAGUAGAUUUAGUUUGUAUAUUGUAAGUGUAGCGUGGACACAAUGAGGACGUCUUUCCUGGUACUCUCGGUGCUUCUGUGUUUCUGCUUGGUCAGAGGGGCUCCAGCUGAAAAAUCUCCAGCCAAUGAGCCGAGCAAACUGGCACCAGUUGGCGAUGGCGAUCCAUUACCAGGAUCCAGUGCAGUUGUGAAGGCCCAAAAAGGAGCUAAUGGAGCAAACGAUGAUGACGAAAAUCAAGAAGGUGUUGUUGGCACUCCAGCAAAUGAUGCAGAAGUGGGGACAACUGAUGCACAGUCUACAGUACAGCCAAGUACCAAAGUACCAGUUCAGACCACAACGAGCAAACAAAAACUUGGAGAAAUUAACCAAGAGACAAAGAUAAGAAGUCAGGAAGCGGAGAAUGGGGAUGAAAACGGCAACAAAAAUACAGAAGUGAAUAAUCAAGGGCAGCAAAAUCCCCCUGAAACAGAGAAGAAGAAUGACAAAAUCAAUAAUGAGCCUGCAAAAACAGCGACUAUCGCUUCAAAAGAAAAACCCAAGACUACAGUUAAAACUGUAACAACUAAAGAGUCAGAGAAGAAAGAAGAAAAGGACACCAACAACAAGGCAGAAGGAAACAAAGGCAGUGGGGAAAAAACACAAGUAGAGAACCCCAGUGUGGCCAAACCAGAAGUAGAGGGCAACAAUAACGGCAACCCAGAAGGAGAGGGCCACAAUAAGGGCAACCCAGAAGGAGAGGAUACCAACAAUAAAGAAACCGAAGAGAAAACAUUGUAUGACCCAUCUGGUAUGAAGGAUGGGGCAGAAAGCAGUCAUUUCUUUGCCUACCUUGUCUCUACAGCUGUGCUGGUAGCAGUGCUUUACAUCGCUUACCACAACAAGCGCAAGAUAAUUGCCUUCCUUUUGGAAGGAAAGAAAUCCAGAUCCACACGUCGACCUAAAUCUACAGAAUACCAGAAGCUGGAACAGCAAAUGUAAGUCUCUUGAAGCCAUUGUCUCGAGUAGCUGAAUACACUGGGGGUCGGGUGAGAAGAGAGUGAACGGAUACUGACGUUAAGAUAUUUUUCCUGGUGCACUCUGCAUUGGUUUCACCCUGUGUUAAAUGGACAUUCUUCUAUUUUAUACCUUUUAGAUGCUUAUCGUAUGACUAUGCAGAUGACACUGUUGCCUUAUUGAGGGAAUUAGUGAAAUGCAGUGAAGGUAAAAUAAGCAUGCUGUUUUUGCACUUGUGUCGUUAUUCCACUUUUAAGGCAAUCUCGGAAUUUGACCUGACUAAGGUCCGGACUCAGGAUAUAUUUCGGUAGCAGAUGAAAAUAUUAGCUGUUUGGAUUAUAGAAGUGUUUGUAAAGUACACUUAAAUAAGCCAUCUGAAUCUUUGUGAAAUACUGUGUACAGGUUCUCUGAGGCUGUGUUUUAAAUGUCUAUUAGAU
Messenger RNA from Sebastes umbrosus (honeycomb rockfish), 1672 nucleotides. It is a transcript of the gene tgoln2, whose product is annotated as trans-golgi network protein 2. Bases 285 to 1220 code for a protein of 311 amino acids. The record is from RefSeq and is a predicted model, not a curated record. NCBI's taxonomy places the organism in Eukaryota, Metazoa, Chordata, Actinopteri, Perciformes, Sebastidae. The transcript has 4 exons.